Molecule: messenger RNA, 2201 nt
Organism: Asterias rubens (European starfish)
Lineage: Eukaryota; Metazoa; Echinodermata; Asteroidea; Forcipulatida; Asteriidae
Product: heat shock cognate 71 kDa protein
Exons: 10
Coding region: 146-2101 (651 amino acids)
Biological process (GO): cellular response to unfolded protein; protein refolding; vesicle-mediated transport
Cellular component (GO): cytoplasm; nucleus; cytosol
Molecular function (GO): misfolded protein binding; ATP binding; ATP hydrolysis activity
Source: RefSeq, a predicted model, not a curated record
AGCUAGCUGCUGCAUGCCUUGCAUGUGGAAUUAACGUUAGUAAACGCAUGUAAACGGGUUCAUCAUCAUCAUCGCUCGUUACGGGCUCGAUACUCCGGGACUUCCUCCUCAUUUUUCUUGAAACCUGGACUAAAUUGAACUCAACAUGGCCACCGCUCCAGCUGUCGGUAUUGACCUUGGCACAACAUACUCCUGUGUAGGUGUCUUCCAACAUGGAAAAGUAGAAAUCAUUGCCAACGACCAGGGCAACAGAACAACACCAAGCUAUGUAGCCUUCACAGACACAGAACGUCUCAUCGGGGAUGCCGCUAAAAAUCAGGUCGCAAUGAACCCCAGCAACACAGUCUUUGAUGCUAAGCGUCUGAUUGGCCGUAAGUUCUCCGAGUCUGUGGUGAAAGCAGACAUGAAGCACUGGCCGUUUAACGUCAUCGAGGAAGGAGGUAAGCCCAAGAUUCAAGUCGACUACAAAGGAGAGAGCAAGACAUUCUUCCCCGAGGAGAUCAGCUCUAUGGUACUCAUUAAGAUGAAGCAGACAGCUGAAGCAUUUCUUGGAAAGACUGUCACAAAUGCCGUCGUGACCGUGCCAGCCUACUUCAAUGACUCUCAACGCCAAGCUACAAAAGACGCAGGAACCAUCUCGGGAAUGACGGUUCUACGUAUCAUUAAUGAGCCAACUGCAGCGGCCAUCGCUUAUGGUCUAGAUAAGAAGGUCGGGAAAGAGCGCAAUGUUCUCAUCUUUGAUUUAGGUGGCGGUACCUUCGAUGUGUCCAUCUUGGUCAUCGAGGACGGCAUCUUUGAAGUCAAAUCAACGGCCGGAGACACCCAUCUCGGAGGGGAGGAUUUCGACAACAGACUGGUCAACCACUUUAUUGAGCAGUUCAAGCGUAAACACAAGAAAGACAUCUCAGCCAACAAGAGAUCUUUAAGACGUCUUAGGACGGCGUGUGAACGAGCAAAGAGGACUCUAUCAUCAAGCACACAGGCAAAUGUUGAGAUCGACUCGCUCUUUGAGGGAAUUGACUUCUACACGUCAAUCACCCGUGCUCGCUUUGAAGAGUUGAACAACGAGUUGUUUCGCGACACCAUGGGCCCCGUCGCUAAGGCUCUGUCGGACGCUAAGAUGGAGAAGAAAACGAUUGACGAGGUGGUGCUCGUUGGCGGCUCUACCCGCAUCCCUAAGAUCCAGAAGUUGCUGCAAGAUUUCUUUGAUGGGAAAGAGUUGAAUAAGAGUAUCAACCCUGACGAGGCUGUGGCGUAUGGAGCAGCUGUUCAGGCGGCCAUUUUGUCCGGGGACAAAUCAGAAGAAGUACAGGACCUGUUGCUCCUGGACGUUGCUCCUCUGUCCCUAGGUAUCGAGACCGCCGGUGGUGUCAUGACUUCACAGAUCAAGAGAAAUAGCACCAUCCCUACUAAGAACUCCAAGGUCUUUACCACGUACUCUGACAAUCAAUCGAGCGUACUCAUCCAGGUGUUUGAGGGAGAACGCCCUCUUACCAAAGACAAUAAUCUUCUGGGCAAGUUUGAGCUGUCCGGAAUUCCUCCAGCGCCGAGAGGUAUCCCACAGAUUGAGGUGACCUUUGACAUUGAUGCUAAUGGUAUCCUCAAUGUAGCAGCAACAGACAAGAGCACAGGCAAAGAGAACAAGAUCACCAUUACAAAUGACAAAGGUCGUCUCUCCAAGGAAGAAAUUGAGAAGAUGGUCGCAGACGCUGAGAAGUUCAAGGCAGAGGAUGAUUCUCAACUUGACCGCAUCACCGCUAAGAAUGGUCUGGAGUCCUACGCCUACAACAUGAAGUCCACAGUAGAAGACGAUAAACUGAAGGAUAAGAUCAGUGAGGAAGAUAAGCAAACCAUCUUAGAUAAAUGUAAGGAGGUCUUGGACUGGCUAGAUCAUAACCAGACCGCAGAAAAAGAUGAGUUUGAGGAUCGUCAAAAGGAACUUGAGAAAGUCUGCAAUCCCAUCAUCACCAAAUUGUACCAAACUACUGGUGGUGCCCCAGGGGGUAUGCCAGGGGGUAUGCCAGGCGGUAUGCCAGGGGGUGGUGAAGCUCCUGAUGCUGGUGGAAACAGCGGUGGUCCUACCAUUGAGGAAGUGGACUAAAGUCUUGUCAGCGCUUUUUGUAGAUUGUCCUUCCUUAUAAUUUUUGGACACCAUCCCCUCACACACAAUCUCUGUAAGAGGAAGUUUGUAUACACUUUCA